Messenger RNA from Nerophis ophidion (straightnose pipefish), 4865 nucleotides. Its product is annotated as trace amine-associated receptor 13c-like. The transcript is spliced from 7 exons. The coding region runs from base 1772 to 2740 and encodes 322 amino acids. Gene Ontology annotation, molecular function: trace-amine receptor activity. Gene Ontology annotation, cellular component: membrane. Gene Ontology annotation, biological process: G protein-coupled receptor signaling pathway. Lineage: Eukaryota; Metazoa; Chordata; Actinopteri; Syngnathiformes; Syngnathidae. The record is from RefSeq and is a predicted model, not a curated record.
CAUGUGUUCUUUUCUUGCUCUGUGCUGACUUCUUUCAUGCCUUGCCAUAGUUUCGUGCUUCAUGCCAUGCCAAGACUACAAGAUGUUGGCGUCUCUAGAGCCUGCUUUGAGGAUCUGCAGCGUGAAGACGCGCUUCACGGCUUUGCGGAACCACGGGUAGAAGAGGGCGUAGAUGAAGGGGUUGAGGCAAGAGUUGGAGUGGGCCAGCCAGAUCGCGAAGGUGGCCGAGGCGGCGUUCAUGGAGGUGUUCUCUCCCGCCAGGGUGGGAAAGUAGUACGGGCAGAAGCAGAUGAGGAAGACCAGCACCACGAUGCCCAAGGUCCUGGCCGCCUUCAUCUCGCUCUUCUUCACGCGCUGCACCAUGCCGGCGCCCACUCGAGAGCGCAUGACGUGGGCCUGAGCCACGGCCACGCCGAAUACCCUCAGAUAGAGCACCAGGAUGGCUAGAAUGGGCAGCACGAAGGUCAUGACCAGGUCCGUGGAGCCCGCCGCGUUGGCGAUGACCACCACGCACUCCCCCAGGCAGGAGAUGGACCUGCCUGGCUCCUCCAAGUGCUCGUUGAGUAGCACCAGCCUGUAGACCAUGGAGCAGAGCCAGCACAGGCCCACGCAGAUCUUCACCCGCCUCUUGGUGACGCGGCUGGGGUAGGAGAGCGGAUGGCAGAUGGCCACGUAGCGGUCCACCGAGAUCAGCACCAUGUUGGCCACCGACGCCGACGUGAUCACGUAGUCGGCCACGUAGUACAGCGUGCACGCCACGUCGCCCAGGAACCAGCAGGCCUCCGUAUACAUGAUCUCCACGGGCAUGAGCAGGGCGCCCACCAGCAGGUCGGACACGGCCAGCGACAGCAGCAGCAGGUUGGUGGGCGUGUGAAGCUGCCUGGCGGCGAGGGACGACAACAUCAGCAAACGCUCUGGCCUGCGAGGAACGCGUGUGAUCACCUGAAGUAGGAGAUGGAGAAGAUGACCAGGCUGUUGAGAGCCACCGUCACCAUGGAGACGCAGGACAGCAGCACGUAGAUCAGCAGGGCCUGCACGGGCGGCUGUCUGGGCACCCGGCACGAGGCGUUCAGGUCCGGGUAGCACAGCUCCGACGCCCCGACGCUCUCCAUCGCCCGGCAGAUGGAGAAGAAGAAGAAGAAAAAGCGCCGUCUCUGAGCACUGUGCUGCGGUCCUCAGCCCUCGCCGCACUUUAUUAGUUCCUGCACGCCACAAGAAGCUGACAAAUUGAAUGGAAGCCCCGCCCCAUUCAUUUCUUGCACAAGCGUGGCACGUGACUUUGACUUCCAAUUGUUCGCCAACAUGCGAAGUCCUCCUCAAGUUGGCUGACGAGGUCGGAGGUCAAAUCCGCCCACGCCAGCCCUCGUCUUCAUCAGUCUGAGCAAGAAUCCUGUUGAUUUUUCAGGUCAAAAAUCACUCCACCUACACCUGACAGUUCAAAAUACCGUGGUGGCCAACCAAGACCCCUAUUGAUUUUGAUGAGGCCUCCUCUUAAGGAAACUGCAAGAAAAGAAAGAACCCCAUUGAUUGUUUUUCUCAUCACUGGCCAGUGCGUGAACCCUUUUGAUGUUUUAUUGAUCUGCGUUUCUUCUCCGUUUUGGGAGGAAGAGGAGCAAUCUUUAUGUGGUCAUACCUGUCUGAAGGCCAAGCACUGCCAGGUAGAGAAGGAAGCAGGACAUGAUGGAGGUGCACUCACAGGUUGGCGAAAAAGGAGGCGGAGAAGAAAGAGAGUUAAAAAGGCAGUGGUGUUCCGGCCUUAUCCCUGACGGAGAUGGCGGAGGAGGCCGAGCUGUGUUUCCCGCUGCUCGUCAACACAUCCUGCCGGAGGACGCCGCGCCCUCGCCUGGCUGUCGUCGGCAUCUUCGUGCUGCUGUCGACCGUCUUUCUGCUCACCGUUGCUCUCAACCUGCUGGUCAUCGUGUCCAUCUCACACUUCAGGCAGCUGCAGACGUCCACCAACCUGCUGCUGCUGUCUCUGGCCAGCUCCGACUUCUUGAUGGGCUUCUUCAUGUUGUUCCAGAUCUUCCAGCUGAACGGCUGCUGGUUGUUCGGCGACAUGACGUGCGCUGCGGUUUACCUCCUGGAUCACCUGAUCUCGUCGGCCUCCAUCGGGACCAUGGUGCUCAUAUCGGUAGAUCGUUACGUGGCCGUUUGCGACCCUCUUCACUACCCCGUCAGGGUCACCAGGAGACGAGUGGAGCUUUCCAUCGUCCUGUGCUGGUCGUUUUCCUCCGUCUUCAACGUGGCGUGUUCGAUUGACACGCUGCAGCGGCCGGGCAGGGUCAUCUCCUGCGUGGGCGAGUGCGUGGUCCUUGUCAAUCGCGCCGCUGGACAAGCGGACCUGAUUUUCUCCUUCAUCGGCCCCAUCAGUGCCAUAGCGCUGCUGAACAUGAGAGUGUUUGUAGCGGCCGUGUCUCAGGCGCGAGCCCGCGUUGGAGUUUCGGUCCCACAAUGCUCGCGCGGCCCCAAGAGCUCUGAGCUGAGGGCAGCCAGGUCGCUUGGGGUGGUAGUGAUCGCGUUUUUCGUGUGCAUCACACCGUACUUCUGCAUGGUCGUCUCAGGGCAGAACGUGGCGCUCAACUCGUCGGCGGCGGCCGUUAUCAUUUGUUUGUUCUACUUCAACUCCUGCAUCAACCCGCUGAUCUACUCCCUUUUCUACCGCUGGUUCAGGAAGUCCAUUAAGCUCAUUGUGACGCUCCAAAUUCUGCAGCCUGAUUCUAGCAGGGCGCACCUGCUGUAGACGCGCUUCUGCCUCAUAACGGCAAUAAUCAUAAAACAUUUGCUUUAUUAAGGGCUCAAAGAUGCUGCACAAAGAAUCAGAAUUGUUUUUAUUGCGAUUGUCUGUAAGGGUUCUCAAACUAGGUUGUUUUUUUUUACAGUGCAACAAAUGAAACGUCAACAAGCAAAAAUAAAACCUUAAAGAAAAAACAGAACAAGACUAAAUGAAUUGGAUUAAUGAAUUAAUUAAUGAACUUUAAAAAGUGUCUUCAUAUAAAAUAAUAUAUCUAAUUAUAAUAAAAAAUAAAACAUCUAUCCUAUAUAUAUAAUUAAAUAAAAUGGCUAAAAAGUGGAUAAUAAAAUAAUGUCUAAUUAUGAUAAAAUAUUUAACCUUUGUAUGUUAUUAAAAAUGGCUAAAAUGUGUGUAUAAUAAAAUAAUAUAUCUAAAUAUAAUUAGAUAAAAUAUCUCAUCCUUGUGUAGAAUUGAGUAAAAUGGCUAAAAUGUGUGUAUAUUAAAUUCUGGUUGCACCCGUAGACGCCGUCGGUGGACCAAUCAGAGCGUAGGACACUAACGAGUUGCUGCAAAUGGGGCAGUGCGACGUCACAGGGGAACUGAGGUGAUGGGAACAACACAUCAGAGCGAGAACUCUGACUUUGUACACAAAUGUGUGGUAAGACAACAGGGGUUAAAGGUCAAAUGGAUCAGGAAUACUAUUGCUUUUAAAACGACACGACAUGCACAUUUGAAAUGAUUAACUUCAAUGUGACAGCUCACGUUUACAACUGCAAUGUGUUGUUUUUGAUAACUGUUAGGGAACACUGAUGGGAAUUCCGUCUCUUUUGAGGGAGUCGACGUUUUUGGCUGGACUCCUGUUGACUUUUUUUUUCUUUUUUUGCCCAAAUUAAUUGAUGACCAAUAUAAGCCUAAAACGAGUUCUUACUGUAAAAAUGUAAUUACAUUAAAUAUUUGUGAUUUAUUUGGGUUUACAGAAACAAAUGAUAAAAUACACAACAAAGACCAUCUCAAUUUACUAUUUGUACUUUGGUAACUUUUUGCGGCGAAACAACAUAUCAGCGACACAAUGUUACUGAAAAAAAUGUAUUCAUUGUUAAAAUGUGAAAAAGUCAAAGAAAUAAUGACCAGAAGACUGAAGUUAAUUUGCAACCCCAAAAAAUCUGCUGAACAAUAUUUAUAUCAAUCCAUUUUUUCUACCGCUUCACACUUUCGGGGUUGCGGGGGGUGCUGGAGCCUAUCUCAGGUGCAUUUGGGCGGAAGGCGGGGUACAACCUGGACAAGUCGUCACCUCAUCACAGGGCCAACACAGAUAGACAGACAACAUUCACACUCACGUUAACACACUAGGGCCAAUUUACUGUUGCCAAUUAACAAUAUUUAUAUGAUUUGAUUUAUUUAUUAUUAUAGUUUUGUGAAUUUCUAUUUGUAGAUAAAUAAAGAAUAUAUCUACCUAUGUAUUUUACUUUUGCAAAUUUUAAUAAUGAAUAUCUGUUUCUGUGUAAUAUUGUGUUGAUGUUGUGUCGUUUCGAAAAACAUAAUGGAUAAGAUAAAAGAUAAUUUCAUAAAUAGUAUGCAGUUAAAAAAAAUGUAUUCAAAAUUAUAUAUUAAAGAUUAAAAAAAAGAAUACAUUUGAGAAAAAACAACAAACUUUUUUUCAAAUUGAAAAAAUACUCAUUUAAAAAAAAAAUAUGAAACAGUAACUUUUUAUUUGCGUGCCUUUAAGUUGUGCUUGCAAAUCGACUUCAAACUUGUGGGGGGGAAUUUCUGGACAACCUGUUGCCUUCUAACAUUUUGUAAAUAUUUAAAAAAUGUGCAAAAGUAAACAAAAACAAAGCAGCAUUUGCAAAGAGGGACAUCUGUGUAUUUUAAUGCAAUCAGACAAAAACAUGGAUUUGAAACAAAAAAAAAAUUUGCCCACACACAAAAUACAUUGGGAAUUUUUUUACAAUUGGAAUUAAAUUUGUAAAAAAAGAUUAGCAAACAGAUUUUUUGCAAACCAAAAUACUCAAUUUUUUUUUUUUUUUUUUACAGAUAUAAGGGUGUCUACGAAAAUAAAACCAUCUUAUUUAUCAAUGUUGUGUUGAAGUGGAUUUGCAACCAAAAAAGAAACAAGGCUGCAUAACAAGUUAUU